AUGGAUUUAUUGGAAUAUCAAGAUAUAGCCGUCUUGAAAGCAGAUAUAGGAGAUCGUUUUGUAAAAAUUACCUACAGACAGAGUUUUACUCUCUCAUAUUUUAAACCAUGGCCUCAAACCCACAUUGGAUGUGGAUUCUUCCCAGCUGCAAGCCCCUUGAAAUUUCCAUCCAAUCUGGAAGAGUUAAGCACUCUUGUCAACACUCUUACUUUGUACAAAUCUGACCAUAUAAGCUACAUUGUCAUCCUUUUCUGCAGCGCCUAUCUCUAUAAACAAACGUUUGCAAUUCCUGGAUCUGUGUUUUUGAACCUGCUGGCAGGUGCUCUCUUUGGUGCUGGAGCUGGCUUCAUAGUUACCAGUAUUUUGACUGCAUGUGGGGCUACCAAUUGUUAUCUUCUUUCCAAAAAUUUUGGUAAACCCAUUGUUAUCCGAAAAUUCAAGGAUAGAUUAGCAUUCCUACAAGAAAAGGUUGACGCUAAUAUGGAUUGUCUUUUCUACUUCCUUCUAUUCUUGCGUCUUUUUCCAAUGUCUCCAAAUUGGUUCCUCAAUAUUGCAUCUCCUAUCCUCAACAUUCCAAUUCAUUAUUUUUUCUUCUCGGUUUUGAUUGGUUUGAUGCCAUACAACUUCAUCUGUGUUCAAACAGGCUGUGUAUUGUCUUCCAUUAAAUCUGUAAAUGAUAUCUUCACUUUCUGGAUCCUUUUCAAACUCCUGGCAGUUGCUCUUGUUGCUCUGCUGCCAGGUAUGGUCAUCAAAUGGUGGAAAAGCAAAACCAUCAAAGUGGAAUAA
Messenger RNA from Acanthosepion pharaonis, 786 nucleotides. Lineage: Eukaryota; Metazoa; Mollusca; Cephalopoda; Sepiida; Sepiidae. The record is from the annotation of a GenBank genome assembly.